Phodopus roborovskii (desert hamster) is the source of this 5076-nucleotide messenger RNA. It is a transcript of the gene Slc36a1, whose product is annotated as solute carrier family 36 member 1. Lineage: Eukaryota; Metazoa; Chordata; Mammalia; Rodentia; Cricetidae. Gene Ontology annotation, molecular function: amino acid:proton symporter activity; glycine transmembrane transporter activity; L-proline transmembrane transporter activity. The transcript has 11 exons. Gene Ontology annotation, cellular component: vacuolar membrane. The record is from RefSeq and is a predicted model, not a curated record. Gene Ontology annotation, biological process: proline transmembrane transport; L-alanine transport; glycine transport. Bases 145 to 1572 code for a protein of 475 amino acids.
GGCUGGGGAGCCGGCGUCACGUGACAUGGCCCGGAAGCGGCUGUCCAGGCAACUAAAAAAUGAUGGCUAGGGGUCGGCGUUGAGGCUGUGCGUGGUGGGUUGAGCUGGAACCAGAGCCCGGGCCGGACAGGGCCGAGCGCUACCAUGUCCACGCAGAGACUUCGGAAUGAAGACUAUCAUGACUACAGUUCCACUGACGUGAGCCCUGAAGAGAGCCCCUCUGAAGGCCUUGGCAACUUCUCUUCUGGCUCCUACCAACGCUUAGGGGAGAACAAUAGCACUACAUGGUUGCAGACCUUGAUCCACCUGCUAAAAGGCAACAUUGGCACCGGACUCCUGGGGCUGCCACUGGCAGUGAGAAAUGCAGGCCUCUUGUUGGGUCCUCUUAGCCUGCUGGUGAUUGGCAUCGUGGCCGUGCACUGCAUGGGUAUCCUGGUGAAGUGUGCUCAUCACUUGUCCCGCAGAAUAAACAAACCCUUUUUGGACUAUGGGGACACAGUGAUGUACGGACUAGAAUGCAGCCCCACAGCCUGGGUCCGGAGCCACUCCCAUUGGGGAAGGCACAUCGUGGACUUUUUCCUCAUUGUCACUCAGCUGGGAUUCUGCUGCGUCUACUUUGUGUUUCUGGCUGACAAUUUUAAACAGGUGAUAGAGGCAGCCAACGGGACCACCAACAACUGCCAAAGCAAUGAGACUGUGGUCCUGAUGCCCACCAUGGACUCUCGACUCUACAUGCUCUCCUUCCUUCCCUUCCUGGUGCUGCUGUCUUUCAUCAGGAACCUGCGCGUGCUGUCCAUCUUCUCCCUGCUGGCCAACAUCAGCAUGCUGGUCAGCCUGAUCACCAUCUACCAGUUCAUCGUCCAGGGGAUCCCAGACCCUGGCCACCUCCCCUUGGUGGCUCCAUGGAAGACCUAUCCUCUGUUCUUUGGCACGGCAGUUUUUGCUUUUGAAGGCAUCGGUGUGGUUCUACCCCUUGAGAACAAAAUGAAGGACUCACAGAAGUUUCCAAUUAUCCUGUACUCUGGGAUGGCCCUUGUCACUGUACUCUAUAUCAGCCUGGGGAGCCUGGGGUACCUGCAAUUUGGAGAUGCUAUUAAAGGCAGCAUCACACUUAACCUGCCCAAUUGCUGGUUGUACCAGUCUGUGAAGCUGCUGUACUCCAUAGGCAUCUUCUUCACAUAUGCUCUCCAGUUCUACGUUGCAGCUGAGAUCAUCAUCCCGGUCAUUGUGUCCCGAGUGCCUGAGCGUUUUAAGCUAAUAGUGGACCUUUGUGUGCGCACUGUGAUGGUCUGCAUAACAUGUGUUCUGGCCAUCCUCAUCCCACGCCUGGACCUGGUCAUCUCCCUGGUGGGCUCCAUGAGCAGCAGCGCCCUGGCCCUCAUCAUCCCGCCCCUGCUGGAGGUGAUCACCUUCUAUGGGGAGGGCUUGAGCCCCCUGGCCAUCACCAAGGAUGCCCUUAUCAGCAUCCUAGGCUUCCUGGGCUUCGUGGUGGGGACCUACGAGUCUCUGUGUGAGCUGAUCCAGCCAAGCCAUGGUGACACCUCUACCAAUUCCACCAGUGCCUUCAUAUAAGGAUCUGGGUGUGUUCCCUGCACCUGCCCAGCCCCACCCUUGUGUGUCUCCCAGUAGUGUCCCCUCAGCCUCAGGUAUGGUUCAGCCUCUGGAGAAAGGCUGGGUUGCUGCCUGGGCACUCCUCCAUCUGGCAUUGGACCCUUAGGUACCUUGGGCUAGGUGAGACCGAGUUGUGGGGGAGGGUGGGGAGCAGACACUCCACUUGUGGUGGUGCAGUCUCUGCUUUCCUUCAUCAUGCCCCCCUCCCCCAGCACUGGCCUUCCUCACCUGACCUGCCACACCUAAACUAUUCCCAUCGCACAGCUCACUUUAUUUACUAGGUAGUGUCCUGCUCCUGACCUUUGCCCCUUCCCAGGGCCAAGGCCAGAUUAAAUAAGCGGGGACUCUGACGUUUUAUAAAGCCAGGCCUCUUUCUCAUCGGGCUCCCAAAUGCUGUGUACCUCACUCUCCCACCCAGCUGAGUCCAGAGAGGCUUCUGGAUUUCCCGACCCACAGGCCACACCACCUCUUCUCUCAUUUCCUCUGUGUAGGUCAUAAUACUGCCCUCCUGAUUCCUUUAGCUCUUAAAGAUAAUGAGAUGCUGCCCAGAUUGGAGGUAUUUAUAAUUUAUUGAAGCUUAGGUUUUGGGAUCUGACUUCAGACCUGGCAUCAUGGUGGACCACUUCUCCCCCAGCAGCUUGCACAUGGCUUCUCCUGCCACAAAGAAACCUGAUCCAGGGGACCAUGGAUGUCCUUCACCCUCUUGGCUGAGUGGCCUAGGGGCCAUUCUUUUUGUUUGUUUUGUCUUGUUUUUUUGUUUUUUGAGACACAGUCUCAUGUCACCAAAGUUGGCUUUGAACUUUUCUAUGUCAAGGGUGACCUUGAACUCUUAGUCCUCAUGCCUCUGCCUCAGGUAUUGAGAUUGCUAUCUUGAGCCGCCACACCCAGUUGGCUCAGAGACCUUAAACAGAUCAUGUGAGCAUACACCCCCCCCCAUAGGAGAUCCAUGCAUGUGUGGACUUCCAUUUAUGAGACUGUAUCCAUAUGGGCAUUCGGAAGUACUUGUGGUGUGCUGGCUGAGGACAGAGGUGUGGGUUCUAACUUAGACACAACACACAAGGGUCAUUGUUUACAGUUCCUGGGAGAGAGCAGAAGUCCUGCCUUGCCCCAGGCUGCCUCUGUAUCUUGGGCUUCCAAGGAACCACUAAACACUAACUGUGACCUAUCUCCACCCUGCAUCAUGCCUCCUGUAGAAUCACAUGGCUUCUAGAUCAGUCUCCUCAGGGUGGGCCUUUGAGGCAGCUAAGAAAGUCUGUAGCUUGCCACUGCUCCCCUGUUGGUGUAAGAAGGAUUUUCAAAGGGCAGUCAAUAGCUCCCCAUACCUGAGUUGUGUGUGUGACUGCACACAUAUGUGUGUAUGCACACGUGCAUACAUGGCAGAGUGGUUCAUGUGUCCUCCAUCCUGGUUACCAGGCUCUCACCUAGAGACAGGAUUUGCCUUGAACCUUGGUUUAUAGAGAAAGGAGCAAGAAUUUAACAGGGUCUUGCUUUUGUGUUUGACAGAAGCUAGAAGGGCUAUGGCCCUAGCUUGCAGCCAAGCCCUUUCCUGCUGUUCUGUCCAAAGUCUGCCGAGUAACUUCCAGGUCAAAGGAUGGGAAGUGUGGCCUCUGGCUUACAACAGCAACAACUGUGGAUGUCCAAGCAGUGAUGCUAGGAGAAGGCACUGCUGUCUUGCAGGUCCUUAGCCCCUAGGAAAGCAGUGCUUUUUUACCCUUUCUGCUCAUUAGCAUCUCCAAGGGUGCUUAUAUGGCCAGGUGCCAGCCAGCUGGGCUUCACACAUGCCUUGCUUUGGGAAGUCUCCAGCUGGAAAAUGCCCAAAGUAGGUUCUGAUACUGACCUGCUAUUUCUGGGCUUGGGUUCUAGCAACCAGCUGUGGGUCAGGCUCUCUCCUAGAAGCCACCUGAACAUGGAUGGAUUCCUGGUUGGAGGGACAUUGUAUUCAGAACCGUUAGAGGCACCCCUAUCCAGGUGGCUUUGGAAGUCAAGACCCAACGCACAAGGCCAGCUGUCUUUUCAGGGUCCUGGCAUGAGACCAUGUGGAGUGCCUUCUUUAGUAUUGGGCUAGUGGAAGCUUCCUUGGUGUGACCUCUUGCUGUGCUCCCAAGACACUGGCAGUUUGGUGGCUUGACUCUUUCAGGAAGACCAGGACCUUUUUGGAUGGACACCAGGCAGCUGCUAAGCAAGUAGUCCCAGGCUGUGCAGCACACAGCCUAAGGGCUCACAUGAACCUUCCCUCAGGGUCCUCCCAGCCUCUUCUGCCAUCAGGUGGGAGCCAGGUGGCACCUGGUGAGAAAACACUCAGAACAGUAAGGCUUUGUGAAGAGGAAGCCUGCAUCCAGAUGCCCUAAGGGCAGACAGGCUGCCUGGUCCUUGCCUAUACCCGAAGUUCAGAGACCCUGUUAUCCCAGACUUGAAUGUGAGUACUUGCUGGGAAGAUGUGAUCCAGCCUAUGUAGCUCACCCUGCCCUUACUAGUGGCAUCAUUUGUAAUGUGCUGCUGUCUGGGUCAGGAGAGGUGAGGGUUAGCUUAGCCCCACCCACCUUGCCUCCCUAGCCACCCCUAUGGAAGGUGCUCACCUUUGGAAGUCAUGGGUUUAGUGUGAUCAGUUGUCUGAAGGCAGAUCCCAGAGCUUGUCCUUAGGCUUUCUCAUCCUCAGAUUUCUCCCUCUCUUCAGUGUCAUGUCUUUGGAUCCUUCCAGGAAGUACAGAGCUUUGAUCAUGUUUACAGCAUUCUCCGUCCUCUGUAUACACCGAGGGCGCUGGACAUGGGUUUGCUUUCUCUACUGGCCAGCCCCAGCCACCACUCCCACUGGGACACUGAGACUUGCUUGAGACCUGCUACAGGAACCAGACAGAGUGGUGGGACAUGGUAAUCAGCAGGGUGGCGCCAAGCCGACUUUAGAAUUUCAUUUUCUAAAGUACAUUACAAAUCAGAGGCCAUUAGGGGAAAGCAAGCCGUCUGGCUUGUCUUUGAAAUUGUGGUCAAUACUUGAAGGCACUUUAGUCCUGCUGGUUACGCCAGCUUCCGCCUGAUUGGUUCCUUCCUUUUCUGUGUACCCGGAGUCAUUCCUGGUCAGGGACAUUAAACUGUCCCCACAGGCAGAUAUCAGAAAAAAGAAGUGAGCAAUGGGCUAUAAGGUGCAUGGUGUUUGUCCUUUGAUUUAAAUCAAGGUGAUGUUGAAGAAACUGUUUUCUUUCUCUCUUUUUAAUGAAAAAUAAGAUUCCAUGUCUGUGUUGUAAACUGUCAGUGAACGUUCGAAUCAAGGAACAAGAGAACUGCCGUACAGAGUCUUGAGAGCUAGACAGCACUGUGUGUCACGCGCCUCCUCAGAUGCGAUUUCAGUAGGGCGAUCGUACAUAUGUGGGUCAUGUCAGAACGUCUAGGUCUCAGUUGGGUUGAACACAUGGAUCUUGAUGUGUUAAAUUUCCUCUUCAAUAAAUGAAUUUUAUUUUUUAUUUUUGAGAA